This is a messenger RNA of Aaosphaeria arxii CBS 175.79, 1649 nucleotides long. Its product is annotated as putative MFS sugar transporter. Gene Ontology annotation, biological process: carbohydrate transport; transmembrane transport. Gene Ontology annotation, cellular component: membrane. NCBI's taxonomy places the organism in Eukaryota, Fungi, Ascomycota, Dothideomycetes, Pleosporales. The transcript has 3 exons. Bases 69 to 1607 code for a protein of 512 amino acids. The record is from RefSeq and is a predicted model, not a curated record. Gene Ontology annotation, molecular function: carbohydrate:proton symporter activity.
GUUGAAACUUUGUGAAUUACAAUCUCUGCCUCAGACUGACUUGUACCGGCUUGAGGCCAACUUUGACGAUGUUGGACCGCCUAAGUCUUCCCCCGUACCUGAGAGCCGCACUCGUGGUGGGGCUGGGCGGCUUUCUAUUUGGUUCAGAUACUGGAACAAUCGGGCCAGUGACAAAAAUGACCACCUUUGUCGAGACCUUUGGAGAGUUCAGUGCAACGAUCCACGGCCUCAUAAUAUCUUCUAUCCUCAUACCAGCAGCAUUGACAUCGCUUAUUUCUGGAAAUGUCGCGGAUAUUUACGGCAGGUUACGUACCAUUAUGUUUGGUGAGGUUGUUUUCGGAAUCGGAGCUGCGAUCGAAGCAUCAGCUCCCAACAUAGGUGCAUUCGUCUGUGGGCGAAUCAUUGCAGGCAUUGGCGAAGGGUUCUAUUUGAGCCUUCUCGUUGUAUAUGUAUGCGAAAUCUCGCCCGCCAAAAAUCGAGGACCACUAGCCAGCUUACCUCAAUUCGGGACUGUACUUGGCCUGGCCUCCGGUUAUUUCAUUUCAUAUGGAACCUCUCGCAUCGCGUCUUCUGCUUCGUGGAGAAUCCCACUGGCUGUUCAGGCGUUCCUUGCUUUUUCAUUUGCAGUCUGCUGCACGACACUACCACCUUCGCCACGAUGGCUAUUAUCGAAGAACAGGAAGGAGGAAGCUUUUGAGGCGGCGUCUCGUUUGGGCAUCAAGCUGGAGGAGCAGACCAUCAUCGUCGACGGAGUAGCGAUCGAAGAGACACCGAAGCCCGUUGCCAAUGGUGGCCUGGGACAGGCUAUCAAAACCACUUUCACUGAUCUGCCAAAGGCUUUCGAGAAGAGUGUGCGCAACAGGACCAUCCUUGGAUGUGUUCUUAUGGGAAUGCAGCAAUUCUCAGGAAUUGAUGGCGUCCUUUACUACGCACCUCUACUUUUCGAGCAAGCUGGUCUAUCCUCCGAGAAAGCAAGCUUUUUGGCAUCUGGUAUUUCCGCAAUCGUCAUUCUUGUAGCCACUAUACCAGCUACCAUCUUUGCCGAUCGCUGGGGAAGACGCUCAACAACGAUAUAUGGAGGAACGACCAUGGCAGCUUGUAUGGCUCUCAUUGGUGCGCUCUAUGCCUCUGGGAAGGUAUACCAAACUCACGGAGCGGCUCGUUGGGUCAUUGUUGGUGCAAUCUACGUCUUUGCUGGGAUAUAUAGCAUGACCUGGGCUAUCGGCAUGCGUGUAUAUGCGAGUGAAAUCCAACCAAUCCGAUCUCGCGCACUUGCGUCAAGUUGGGGACAAAGUGCUAAUUGGGGAGCAAACUUCAUCGUCGCACUCACAACACCGAUCUUCCUGGACCGGUCCACAUUUGGAGUGUAUUUCCUGUUCAGUGGAUGUCUUCUGACAGUAGCCAUUGGUGCAUGCUUCCUAAUGCCGGAGACAAGAGGCCGGUCCCUGGAAGAGAUCGAUCGCGAAUUCAGCAAGCACGCUUUGUUCAAAACCAAGGCAACGACGAGCACUCAAGAUGCAGGGAUAUUUUCUACUGAGAAGGGACCCGUUGCUACGGUAAGUCCGGUUCAAAGAACAACGGUUUCUCGUUCUAUUUCAGAUGUUUAGUUAUGGAUAAUGAAGAUAGAAGAAUCAGAGGAGCGAGAAUAU